GCCUUGUCUUCCAAAAUGCCACUCGCCAUUGCUUGUGUCUCAAGUGCCCUAAAUCCAAUGGCAACAUUUACGCUCUCUUGUUUCACUCCCAAAACCCUAGCCCCUAUUCUCUCUCCCCUUAAACCCUCCUUCACUCCACUCACUUCCACAUCGCAAUCAUGGGCUCUACCACCGCUGCAUUCUGUCAGGGGUCGGAAGCAAACUCAGCCAUUGGUGACCCGAGCGGCGGUGGAUUCAGAUUAUUCGGCGAAGCGGAGUAGCAGUAGCGACUCUAGAGAGACAAUAAUGUUACCCGGGUGUGAUUAUAAUCAUUGGUUGAUUGUGAUGGAAUUUCCCAAGGACCCUGCACCUACCAGGGAGCAGAUGAUUGAUACUUACCUCAACACUCUCGCCACUGUCUUGGGCAGCAUGGAAGAGGCAAAGAAGAAUAUGUAUGCAUUUAGUACCACCACAUACACUGGAUUCCAAUGCACUGUUGACGAAGCUACCUCUGAGAAAUUUAAGGGUUUGCCUGGGGUCCUCUGGGUACUGCCAGACUCAUAUAUAGAUGUGAAAAACAAGGAUUAUGGAGGAGACAAAUAUAUCAAUGGAGAGAUAAUUUCUUGCACUUACCCUACUUACCAACCAAAGCAGAGAAAUAGUUCAAAGUACGAGAGUAGAAGAUAUGAAAGACGGAGAGAUGGCCCACCUCCCGAGCGGAGAAGACCAAGACAAGGGGCAAGUACAUCAGAGUCAGCAUCAGGAUGAGCUAGUGGAAUGUAUAUGAGUCUGUUUUAUGAUUUUUCUUUAUUUCAUUGUUCUGGUGUUUAAUUUGAACUUUCUUAAUAUUGUUUUAGGCACUGUAAUUGAUUUGCCAAUGGGCUUCCUUUUAUAAAGUCUUUAGUUAGUAUACUUAGUUUAAAGCAUUACCUUUCAGAUGGGAGCUUUCAUCUUUGAGGAACAUGAAUUAUGAAUGUAUCGAUUUUCCAUGUAAAUGGACUUGUUACUCAUAGAGACUGCAUGGAAUUGUAGCUGACUUUUAUUA
Messenger RNA from Hevea brasiliensis (rubber tree), 1024 nucleotides. RefSeq names its product multiple organellar RNA editing factor 9, chloroplastic. The record is from RefSeq and is a predicted model, not a curated record. The transcript is spliced from 4 exons. Bases 16 to 747 code for a protein of 243 amino acids. NCBI's taxonomy places the organism in Eukaryota, Viridiplantae, Streptophyta, Magnoliopsida, Malpighiales, Euphorbiaceae. Gene Ontology annotation, cellular component: chloroplast. Gene Ontology annotation, biological process: chloroplast RNA modification; cytidine to uridine editing.